This is a messenger RNA of Mercurialis annua (annual mercury), 1595 nucleotides long. RefSeq lists its product as uncharacterized. The transcript has 10 exons. Lineage: Eukaryota; Viridiplantae; Streptophyta; Magnoliopsida; Malpighiales; Euphorbiaceae. The record is from RefSeq and is a predicted model, not a curated record. Bases 105 to 1175 code for a protein of 356 amino acids.
AAAUUAAUAAAAACAACAAAGAAAUGGUAGAGUCAGUCGGUCAGCUUAGCCAGAUCAAAAAACACUGUUUGAUUAAACUUUGCUUUUUAAAUAAGUAAACAAAAAUGAUGUCUCCAAAGCAAAUUAGUGAAGAUCGAGGGGGUUCUUCUCAUUUCAGGAACACUCCUUUACAGAUAGUUCAUUUAUUAGGGAAUUUCUUUAGAAUAUGGUCAGUUUAUUCGAUGUAUCGAUAUUUGUCUCAAACCGGUGCUUCGACGGUUCUGUUUAUCUUCUGUUGUUUGGUUCCCUCGUGUAUCAUAUUUUUGAUUCUGCAAAAGCCCUGGAAGGGGAGACCACUCUCUAGUCAACAGGUAGUGCCAUCUAUUAUAAAUGGUGCCAUCACAGCUUUAUACUUCUUUUUGUGGGGCAAGGGUCUCAAGUCUUGUGGACCAGUUAGAGCCAUAUUGGCGGAGUAUUCUGGUGCUGUACUUGGAGUACUAUCAGCAACUUUAUAUGGCCGGAGAAGCAAUCUCUGGAAAAAGGUAGGUGGGCUCAUUGCAAUGUUGGCAUCUUUCUACUUGUUAUCUCAAGGGUGGGCAAUGGCUACAUACUCACCAUUUUCAUUCAAAGAAACUGUUGAUGAUGAGGAUCACACAGAAGUAGCUUUGAGUAUAACACAAAUGAUAGUUCCAAUCCUCGCCGGUAUUUUAUCAGCUUUAAGAAGGGUGAUAUCGCGGCGUGUAUCUCUCAAGAAUCAACUUAAAAGGAGGCUUCAUGCCAUAUCUGUCACUUCUGCAACAUGUUUUCUGUUUCCUGUGGCCAUGUGGGAUUUCGUCAUUGGAUCGACUUCUGGGAGCAGCAUAGAGCUACCAUUUUCACUUUGGGCAUUUACGAGCACUAUUAUUUUUGGAGUUGUUUUGAUAUUUUACGUUGACAGUAUUGCGGAGGAGAGAUUGCACAUGGUUUUCUCUUCUCCAAGGCACUUAAUGGUAGCUGGGGGAUGCAUCAUUAUUAUGGAGAUUGUGUACAAAAUGGACUUCUCUUUACUGGGAUUCAUUAUUUGCUCCUUACUUUUGGGCUUUGGCAUCUAUGAGGCAACUUCUUUGGACCGAAGUAAGAAGGGCUCACUUCAGCAUUCAGAUCCAUCAAAUGGAAUAUUGGAAGAUCAAAUGGAGAUGUCCCCACUUCCUACUUGAAACUUGCCGUCUCUCUUACAAAAUCGUCACAGGUACAACAAUGGCACACAGCCAGUUCAUUGAUACAAAUGAAUUUUGGCGGCAAAAUCAAAAGUUUAUAGUUAACUAGUUAAAAUCUCUCACUAGCAUAAUCUUUAUUUUUUUGGGCUGAGAGGCUAAUUGUUCAUUUGUAGCCAAGUCAGAGUGUACAUAAAUCCUGUAAAUGCAUUUGAAGCUCCUACCUUUUUGUAGUGUUGUUGCCUCAAUAUUUCUGGAAAAUUUCCGAGGCCAUCAAAAUUUGUUACUAUUUCUGGUCUAUCCACUUUUUUUUUAAUUCAUUGAUUUAUGAUUUUAAAACAUGUUCUGGGCAAGACUGGAAUGUAGAAACUGAAGUAAACAAUAUGCAGAGAAUGUAAAUAAUUGUGGAAGCAUUUUUGUGAA